AUGUCGUUAUUCCACUCUCCAGUCAAGACAACGAAUACAAGUACCAGCAACGAGAGCACUCAGGAUGCCACCACGAGCGACAGCCAACCAAGUAUCUCUCCAUCGCUCACCACCCACGUUAAUUCGGGUUCAUUACCGAGCACUUCGUCAAACACGAUUUUUGACUACGUAGAGGUUACAAAUACGGCAACCGGCUUUGGCCAGCAACCCAACGGUACGGCAAACGCCUUUCAAGAUGGCUUUCGCCAGCCACCUGGCACCAUAGCAGGAGGCUUUGACUUCAGUGGAGUGAGCCAGCGAUCAAAUUUUCCAACUUCAACUUCGUACUUCUGGCCCUCAAGCACCACUAGCACCAUUACCAACUACACUGGUGCCACCAACAAAAACAGGCACUCAGACGGCCAGCGACGAGCGCCUAAUGCCGACCAAAUCCUGGAAUCGAUCGACCAGAAGAUUGACAGCAAAAUGGAUGAAUUUAAAAGGUACAUGGAGGAAUGCUUCGCCUCGUGGUCGCAGAAGCAACCCACGGAUCACGUCAUUGAAAACAAGGCUGUAAUGACAACGACCUUGACCUUCGCAAGCUCGUCACUGGCAACGACAACAACUGCUAGCACUACCUGCUAUAGUUCUUCCAGCUGGACGCCCAACGUCUUCGGCAACAUUCCCUCAACUGGUCACACCUUUCAGCCGGACCUGCCUUUUGCUUCACAUAGCAAUUCAGGAGCAGACUUCCAACAACGAAAUCAGUUUCAAGGAAACUCCAUGCUUGGACAGCCACACUGCCUUCCAACGGCACCAAGCACCAAACAUCUACAAUUCUGGAACUUCCACAAACACGAUCCUCAAGGAUGGUUCAAGCAAUUGGAAGAUCUGUUCUUGACUCACAACGUCCAUGACGAAGAAGCCAAAUUCAACUUCGUCGGCACACGCUUGAGUCAAGACAUUCAUCACGAGCUCCAGUACAAGAUGAACACUCUUGUUAGAGGCUGCAAAUAUGAGGAAUUAAAAAAAAUUCUCACGGAUAAAUAUGCUAAGACUCCGGAGCAACAAUUAGACAGGCUUUUCAAAUGUCUGGAAAUUGGUUGUAAGCGACCAUCAGACUUCCUCGCUGAACUGCUCAGCCUAGCGCAGGACCGAGUGCCCAGAGAUACAGUAAUUUCGCUCUGGAAAAGCCAUCUUCCAGCACAAAUACGACUGAUGGUUUGGAACUACAAAGAAGAAGCAGAACUUGUCAAAAGCGCAGAUAUGGCCUUCGACAUCCUUCAACAGUCACACAACAUCAGUGCUUUGAGGGACAAUAACCAGCCUGCCGCCUACCGGGUCGACAAGUUCGAACAAUUAUUAGCUGCACUUCAGAAGACAAUCAAUCCUGAACAGCAAGGUCGUUCUAGGCCAAACAAGCGUCACAACAGGUCUCGUACUAAUUCAAAGAAUAGACGCGAUUCGACCUCGGGCAGAUCAAAAUCCAAGCCGCGCUAUUCCAACAACACAAACUUUUGCACCUUCCAUCGGAAAUUUGGCAAGGAAGCGCGAAAACUAAAGAAUCCUGCUGUCGAGGAGACUGACAGCCGGUCCAACCUCACCGCACGUCUCCACGUGAGAGACAAUCUCUCAAAUGAAGUCUUCCUGAUAGACACCGGCGCGGACAUUUCCGUAGUCCCCAAGCCAGACAAUUGGCAUGGAAAGCCAGCUGACCUCAAGCUCUAUGCGGUCAAUGGCUCUACUAUCAACAUUUAUGGCGUCAAACGUCGCGAAUUGGACGUUGGCCUACCAUACAAAAUCGCUUGGAACUUCACCAUAGCGGAUGUUCCGCAUUCAAUCAUAGGAGCCGAUUUCCUGAAGCAUUACCAUCUUCUGCCAGAUCUCAAGCUCAAGAGACUGGUCAUCAUCUCAAGAGACAAAGGAAAUCAGUUUACGCACGCUCCCGCUUUCGUCAAGUCAGUGCAGCCAGUGCAAAUUUCCUUUUUGGCUCCGAACCAUAAAUACGCACACAUCGUGAACAAAUAUCCCCAAGUCUUUGGCCCUGACCAGUUCAGAACGGUCAAGAAAAGGGGAGUUUUUUACCACAUUGUCACCAAGGGCCAGCCAGUCUCGCAGCGAGCCCGUCCUCUCGCUCCAGCGAAGCUCAAGGCAGCGAAGAAGGAAUUUCGGAAAUGGUGCGAGCUGGGCAUCUGCCGGCCUUCCAACAGUGCAUGGGCCAGUCCACUUCACAUAGCGCUGAAGAAAAACAACCAAUGGCGUCCUUGCGGCGACUUUCGCAAAUUAAAUCUAAUCACAGUCCCGGAUCGUUAUCCGAUUCCGCACAUGCAUGAUUGCAUGACCUUCUGCCACGGCAAGAAGAUUUUCUCGGCCCUAGACCUACGCCAAGCCUACCACCAAAUCCCGGUAGCACCAGAAGAUGUGCCCAAGACAGCAAUAAUUACACCUUUUGGACUUUAUGAAUUCCUAGUUAUGACUUUUGGCUUUCGAAAUGCCUCACAAACCUUCCAGCGUUAUAUUCACUCGGCGUUGGGAGACCUAGACUUUGUCUUCGUCUACUUAGACGACAUUCUUAUCGCUUCCACGUCUGAAGAAGAGCACCAGAAGCACUUAGACAUAGUGCUCAAUCGCCUCAACGAGUACGAGCUGCAGGUAAACCUGGAGAAAUGCAGUCUCGGGGUUUCAGAACUCCUUUUUCUGGGUCACCUCAUCACGCCUAACGGUUUCAAACCUAACCCAGAGAAAGUUAAGGCGAUUCAAGAAUUUCCAUUACCACGGACCAUCGAAGAAUUAAGAAGAUUCUUAGGUCUUGUGAACAGCUAUAGGCGUUUACUCGCGCACGCUGUCGAGAAACAACGCCCUCUUAAUGAAUUCUUGAAAGGUGCCAAGAAGAAAGACAAACGCCCAGUUCCCUGGACUCCGGAAGCUGAGGCUGCUUUCCGCAAAUGCAAAGAGGAUCUCAUCAACUUAGCUUUCACAGCUUUUCCCAGUGAAAACGCUGAACUGCGCCUCAUCACAGAUGCUUCCGAUACCGCAAUGGGAGCGGCCCUCGAGCAACACUCGGAUGAUGCCUGGCAACCCUUGGCAUUCUUCUCGCAGAAGUUCUCUCCUGCGCAAAUGAAAUACGCCACUUAUGACAGGGAACUAACGGCAAUUUAUGAAGCAAUUCGUUACUUCUAUCACUAUCUUGAAGGAGCAGAAUUUAAAAUUUAUACGGAUCACAAGCCUUUGAUCUACGCUCUUCAGCAGAGCCACGACAAAAUGCCAGCAAUUCGCUCUCGCAGAUUGUCAUAUAUCGCCCAGUAUAACACGGAGAUUCUUUAUCUCCCAGGGGAGGAGAAUGACGUUGCUGACGCACUGUCAAGAAUCAACGCUUUCACAUCUCCUGCAUUUUUCAACUGGAGCGAUCCUGAACUCUUGGCUGAUCUACAAGUCAGGGAAGUCCUCGCUAACAUCAACGCUUUCAACCUCCCAACACUGUUCGACGCCAAACAACUCAGCGAGGAACAGGGAAAGGACGAAGAGCUAAAAGAAAUUCUGCAAACGCCGGACCACCCCUUAAAGCUGCGCAAACUUACGUGGGGAUCCGAGCACGCAGCAUUUUACUGCGACAUCUACGAGGACGUCAUUCGUCCAUACCUUCCCAAGAAAUUGAGAAAGGAAGUUUUUAACAACUUUCACUAA
Nasonia vitripennis (jewel wasp) is the source of this 3663-nucleotide messenger RNA. RefSeq lists its product as uncharacterized. Gene Ontology annotation, biological process: proteolysis. Gene Ontology annotation, molecular function: aspartic-type endopeptidase activity. NCBI's taxonomy places the organism in Eukaryota, Metazoa, Arthropoda, Insecta, Hymenoptera, Pteromalidae. The transcript is spliced from 2 exons. Bases 1 to 3663 code for a protein of 1220 amino acids. The record is from RefSeq and is a predicted model, not a curated record.